This is a messenger RNA of Ochotona princeps (American pika), 2152 nucleotides long. RefSeq names its product dynein light chain Tctex-type 3 (gene DYNLT3). The record is from RefSeq and is a predicted model, not a curated record. Gene Ontology annotation, cellular component: kinetochore; cytoplasm; cytoplasmic dynein complex. Gene Ontology annotation, biological process: microtubule-based movement. The transcript is spliced from 5 exons. Gene Ontology annotation, molecular function: dynein intermediate chain binding. Lineage: Eukaryota; Metazoa; Chordata; Mammalia; Lagomorpha; Ochotonidae. The coding region runs from base 85 to 435 and encodes 116 amino acids.
GGGCGGGGCCUCCCUGGAAGCCAGUGCGCGGCCGCGGAGCUGGAGCGGGGCGUCGCUCCGCCCCCUGUUCGAGUCGGAGCCACCAUGGAGGAGUACCACCGCCACUGCGACGAGGUUGGCUUUAAUGCCGAUGAAGCUCACAAUAUUGUCAAAGAGUGUGUAGAUGGAGUUUUGGGAGGUGAGGACUAUAAUCAGAACAACAUCAAUCAGUGGACUGCAAGCAUAGUGGAACAAUCCUUGGCACACUUGGUUAAGUUGGGAAAAGCUUACAAAUACAUUGUGACCUGUGCGGUGGUCCAGAGGAGUGCGUAUGGCUUUCAUACCGCCAGCUCAUGCUUUUGGGAUACUACAUCUGAUGGAACCUGUACUGUAAGAUGGGAGAAUCGAACCAUGAACUGCAUUGUCAACGUUUUUGCAAUUGCAAUUGUCCUGUAACUGACUAACAAUGCUGGUCUAAAAAAGCCAUUAACUUAAAAAUUUGUCAGUGUAUCCUUUCUGGAGUGCGUAAUAGUUACCUGCAAAUAUGCUAGAUGACACGAUGUGCAAUAAGCUUCAGCUAUCAACAAAAACUGAAUAUUAAAAGCAAGCAAUCUCAUAGUAUGUUGGCAGAUUAUAUAUUCUAUACAGUAUAAUUUAGAUAGGGAAACUUGAAUGUUAGUAAAAUAAAUAAAUGCAGAAAUGCGGCAUGACAUGAGUAUCUAGUUUUACAUUUAUACCAGCUUUUCACUAACAUUACUAUGUAAGUAAAGAGAAGGAAAAAUCCACUCCCUGUAAAGGAUAUAAGGCAGUGUUCUUUGAUUUAGAGAGUCUAUCAGGGAUAAAUGUAAGCACAAACAAGCUGCAAAGAUAAAAGUGGGGAAAACAAUACCAAGUCACUAACACCUCUGAGUUUAUUUUAUUUAUUCCCCUUAAUUGCUCAGUGUUUAGUGAGAAGUAAUUCUCUUUUAUUUCUCUCAACUAAUACUACAUAACCAAAUAUGGUCAACCCGUUUAUUCUGAGAAUUGGUAAAUCAACUUUUUAUUAUUUCAAAUUAAACUAAGGACAAAGUAAUCUGUGAUUUAAAUUUCCUGGGUAAGCAAAAUUAGUUACCAUGUAGAAUGAGCAGUAUUAUGACUCAAGUAGCUCCAUUAUAAUUCAUUCAUUCGAUGAAGGACAAAAAUAUAUAGAAAGCCUAUUGUGAGCCAAUUUCUCAUGUAGGCAUUGCAAUUAUCAAGUGCUGUUCAAAUGCUAAGCUCAUUUUGGAAACUUAUGUGGGAGAACUAACAUCUUUAUUUUGAGGAAAUAAAAAGGUUUCUUAACAAAAGCAAAUGGUGAAUUUGGUUAUCUGUGUAGAAGUAGACAAAAUGAAAUGCACUUAGUGAUGAAAAAAUUAUAGAAAUAAUUUUAAGAGUUGCUUAUAGCAAGUUAAAAUGCAUAAAAUAAGCAACUCUUAGGUAAAGGCCUUAUUAAUAGUCUUAAAUAUACAAGUAGACCAUUUUAAUGCUUCAGUUGCAAUCUUCUGUAAAUAACACUAAAUGCAUAUGUGGGGUUCAAAUGAGUGGAAGAAAGUAUAAAUUAAAAGCAUACAAUCAUUAGCAGGUUACCUAUUAUCUCAGGUCUUAGGGAUUGUAAUUAAUUUUCUUAAUAAAAUUCAAGAGGGAAAAUUAGGGUACAUAGCUGGCAACCAAAUGUGAAGUUAAUCUGCUAUUUAACCUUGAAAACAAAAUCAAUUUGCUGUGUUACCAUUGCUAAACACAUACACAGAAAGGAAUCAUGAUUCUUUGAAUUUGGGAGAAAACGAAAAGCUUAAGAUUGGUGUUAAUAAUUAAAGCAGUGUUCUUGUAGGAGUAAAGUGUGCAUAUCUGGUAUUUUGCUGAAUAAUGGCAAUUGUUCAGCGAAGAAAAAGAUUUAGAAAAUGUAAGGAUAGGGUCUAAUGCAGUGAUCUAUGUUAUUUAGCUCAUAAAAAAAUUCUCAGUCAUUACCUUCAUGUUAUUUAUGCUGCUGGCUUUCGUGCCCUUUAAAAUUAUAAUAGUGACCAAAAUAUCUGUGCAGUUAAGGUUUGUUUUUAAUUAUUGUUGAAGCCUGUUUUUUUUUUUAAAUAAUGAAACCAGACUCUGAGCUUGCUAUUUGUUUAUAGUGAAAAUAUAAUAAAGAUUAUCUUCUUGCGCUGAA